Messenger RNA from Acanthosepion pharaonis, 4149 nucleotides. NCBI's taxonomy places the organism in Eukaryota, Metazoa, Mollusca, Cephalopoda, Sepiida, Sepiidae. The record is from the annotation of a GenBank genome assembly.
AUGGUUACGUUCAUAUCUCACGCUUUAUUCUUCUUCUUACGUUCAUAUCACACGAUUUAUUCUUCUUCUUACGUUCAUAUCACACGUUUUAUUCUUCUUUUACGUUCAUAUAAUACAAUUUAUUCUUCUUACGUUCAUAUCACGCGCUUGGUACUUCCUACUUUCAUAUCAUACGAGUUAUUCUUCUUUGACGUUCAUAUCACACGUUUUAUUCUUCUUUUACGUUCAUAUCACACGAUUUAUUCUUUUACGUUCAUAUCACACGCUUUAUUCUUCUUCUUACAUAUCACGCUUUAUUCUUCUUCCGUUCACAUCACAAGGUUUAUAUUUACGUUCAUAUCUCACAAAUUCUUACGUUCAUAUCUCACAAAUUCUUCAUACGUUCAUAUUUCAAACAUUAUUCUCAUUCUUACAUUCAUAUCAAAUUGUUCAUUCAUGUUACUUUCAUAUCACACACUUUAUGCAGCUUCUUACGUUUAUAUCACACCCUUUAUUCUCCUUAGGUUAAUAUCGCAUGCUUUCUUAUUAUUAUUACGUUCGUAUCACAUGUUGUAUCCUGCUUUUACGCUCAUAUCAGAAGCUUUAAUCUUCUUACAUCCAUAUCUCACGCUUUAUUCUUCUUACGUUCAUAUCACACGCUUUAUGCUUCUUCUUACGUUCAUAUCUCACACUUUAUUCUUCAUCUUACGUUCAUAUCACGCGCUUUUUUCUUACAUUCAUAUCACAAGCUUUAUUUUUACGUCUUCUUACUUUCAUAUCACACGUUAUCUUCUUUUUACGUUCAUAUCACAAGGUUUAUACUUACGUUCAUAUCACACGCAUUAUUCUUCUUCUUACGUUGAUAUUUCACGCUUUAUUCACCUUCCUACAUUCAUAUCACACGGUUUGUUUUCAUUGUUACGUCCAUUACACACCAUUUAUUCUUUUUUCUUUAAUAUCUCACGUUUUAUUCUUCUUAAGUUCAUAUCACGCUGUUUUUUUUUCUUACGCUCAUAUCUCACGCAUUAUUCUUCAUAUUACGUUCACAUCGCACGGUUUAUUCUUACGUUCAUAUCACUCGCUUUAUUCUUCUUAAGUUCAUAUUACGCCGUUUAUUCUUCUUCUUACGUUCAUAUCUCACGCUUUAUUCUUCUUACGUUCAUAUCUCACGCUUUAUUCUUCUUCUUACGUUCAUAUCACAUGGCUUAUUUUUACGUUCAUAUCACUCGCUUUAUUCUUCUUAAUAUUACGCCGUUUAUUUUUCUUCUUACGUUCAUAUCUCAUUCUUUAUUCUUCUUACGUUCAUAUCAUAUGGCUUAUUUUUACGUUCAUAUCACUCGCUUUAUUCUUCUUAAGUUCAUAUUACGCCGUUUAUUCUUCUUCUUACGUUCAUAUCUCACGCUUUAUUCUUCUUACGUUCAUAUCUCAUUCUUUAUUCUUCUUCUUACGUUCAUAUCACAUGGCUUAUUUUACGUUCAUAUCACUCGGUUUAUUCUUCUUUUAUUACGUGUUUAUUUUUCUUCUUACGUUCAUAUCUCUAUUCUUUAUUCUUCUUACUCAAUUCUUCUUAAGUUCAUAAACGCCGUUUAUUCUUCUUCUUACGUUUAUAUCUCACGCUUUAUUCUUCUUACGUUCAUAUCUCACGCUUUAUUCUUCUUCUUAAAUCAAUGCCUUUUUUUACGUUCAUAUCAACCUUUAUUCUUCUUAAGUUCAUAUUACGGUUUAUUCUUCUUCUUACGUUCAUUUUUAUUCUUCUUACGUUCAUAUCUCAUUCUUUUUAUUCUUCUUCUUACGUUCAUAUCACAUGGCUUAUUUUUUACGUUCAUAUCACUCCUUUAUUCUUUUCAUAUUACGCUGUUUAUUUUUUCUUCUUACGUUCAUAUCACGCUAUCUUCUUACAUUCAUAUCUCACGCUUUAUUCUUCUUCUUACGUUCAUAUCAAAAUUUUUUUACGUUCAUAUCACUCCUUUAUUCUUCUUAAAAAUUCAUAUUACGCCGUUUAUUCUUCUUCUUACUUCAUAUUACGCCGUUUAUUCUUCUUCUUACGUUCAUAUCUCACGCUUUAUUCUUCUUAUGUUCAUAUCUCAUUUUUAUUCCUCUUCUUACGUUCAUAUCACAUGGCUUAUUUUUACGUUCAUAUCACUCGCUUUAUUCUUCUUCAUAUUACGCUGUUUAUUUUUCUUCUUACGUUCAUAUCUCACGCUAUCUUCUUACAUUCAUAUCUCACGCUUUAUUCUUCUUCUUACGUUCAUAUCACAUAGUUCAUAUCAUCGCUUUAUUCUUCUUAAGUUCAUAUUACGCCGUUUAUUCUUCUUCUUACGUUCAUAUCUCGCGCUGUAUUCUUCUUACGUUCAUAUCUCACGCUUUAUUCUUCUUCUUGUUCAUAUCAAAUGGCUUAUUUUACGUUCCUCCUCCUUUAUUUUUCUUAAGUUCAUAUUACGCCGUUUAUUCUUCGUCUUAAGUUCAAAUCUCACGCUUUAUUCUUCUUACGUCAUAUCUCAUUCUUUAUUCUUCUUCUUACGUUCAUAUCACAUGGCUUAUUUUUACGUUCAUAAAACUUUAUUCUUCUUCAUAUUACGCUGUUUAUUUUUCUUCUUACGUUCAUAUCUCACGCUAUCCUUACAUUCAUAUCUCACGCUUUAUUCUUCUUCUUACGUUCAUAUCACAUGGCUUAUUUUUACGUUCAUAUCACUCGCUUUAUUCCUCUUAAGUUCAUAUUACGCCGUUUAUUCUUCUUCUUACGUUCAUAUCUCACGCUUUAUUCUUCUUACGUUCAUAUCUCACGCUUUAUUCUUCUUCUUACGUUCAUAUCACAUGGCUUAUUUUUACGCUUUAUUUUUCUUACGUUCAUAUCUCAUUCUUUAUUCUUCUUCUUGUUCAUAUCCACAAUUUUACGUUCAUAUCACUCGCUUUAUUCUUCUUAAGUUCAUAUUAUUUUAUUCUUCUUCUUCGUUCAUAUCUCACGCUUUAUUCUUCUUACGUUCAUAUCUCACGCUUUAUUCUUCUUACUUCAUAUUACGCCGUUUAUUCUCCUUCUUACGUUCAUAUCUCACGCUUUAUUUUUUCUUACGUUCAUAUCUCACGCUUUAUUCUUCUUCUUACGUUCAUAUCACAUGGCUUAUUUUUACGUUCAUAUCACUCGCUUUAUUCUUCUUAAGUUCAUAUUACGCCGUUUAUUCUUCUUCUUACGUUCAUAUCUCACGCUUUAUUCUUCUUACGUUCAUAUCUCAUUCUUUAUUCUUCUUCUUACGUUCAUAUCACAUGGCUUAUUUUUACGUUCAUAUCACUCGCUUUAUUCUUCUUCAUAUUACGCUGUUUAUUUUUCUUCUUACGUUCAUAUCUCACGCUUUAUUCUUCUUACGUUCAUAUCACAUUCAUAUUACGGCGUUUAUUCUUCUUCUUACGUUCAUAUCUCAAUUCUUCUUACGUUCAUAUCUCACGCUUCAUUCUUCUUCUUACGUUCAUAUCACAUGGCUUAUUUUUGGUUCAUAUCAACCUUUAUUCUUCUUCAUAUUAAAAAUUUUUCUUUCUUACGUUCAUAUCUCACGCUAUCUUCUUACAUUCAUAUCUCACGGUUUAUUCUUCUUCUUACUUCAUAUUACGCCGUUUAUUCUUCUUCUGUUCAUAUCUCACGCUUUAUUCUUCUUACGUUCAUAUCUCGCUUUAUUCUUCUUCUUACGUUCAUAUCACAUGGCUUAUUUUUACGUUCAUAUCCUCGCUUUUAUUCUUCUUAAGUUCAUAUUACGCCGUUUAUUCUUCUUCUUACGUUCAUAUCUCACGCUUUAUUCUUCUUACGUUCCAUCUCAUUCUUUAUUCUUCUUCUUACGUUCAUAUCACAUGGCUUAUUUUUACGUUCAUAUCAACGCUUUAUUCUUCUUCAUAUUACGCUGUUUAUUUUCUUCUUACGUUCAUAUCUCAUUCUUUAUUCUUCUUACGUUCAUAUCUCACGCUUUAUUCUUCUUCUUACGUUCAUAUCACAUGGCUUAUUUUUACGUUCAUAUCACUCGCUUUAUUCUUCUUAAGUUCAUAUUACGCCGUUUAUUCUUCUUCUUACGUUUAUAUCUCCCGCUUUAUUCUUCAUACGUUCAUAUCUCACGCUUUGUUCUUCUUAUGUUCAUAUCACACGGUUUAUUCUCCUUUUUAUGUUCAUAUCUCACUCUUUAUUCUUAA